AUGGCUUCUCCUCUCGUACAGUACGUGGUCGUAAGAGCGGAUCUUCUUCGGGCGUUGAAAUGGCCGACCGGAGCGGUCAUAGCGCAAGCUUGUCAUGCCUGCACUGCAGUGUUACACGUCUACAGAGACGACACCAACACACGGGACUAUCUGGCCGGUUUAGACAGUAUGCACAAGGUGGUGUUGGAGGCUAAAGAUGAGGAGAGUCUGUGCAUGUUAGCUGAGCAGCUUCAACAGAACAACGUCGAUCACAAGUUGUGGAUAGAACAGCCGGAGAACGUAGCGACGUGUCUGGCCGUCAAACCUUACCCCAAGUCUGAGGUCCAGAAACACUUCAAGAACUUCAAGCUCUUCAAAUGACAGAAUAAAUAUUUAGAGAACUUCAAGAACUCUUCAAACAAUGGAACUGUUAACUUCAAACUCUUCAAAUGACAG
Molecule: messenger RNA, 435 nt
Organism: Branchiostoma belcheri (Belcher's lancelet)
Lineage: Eukaryota; Metazoa; Chordata; Leptocardii; Amphioxiformes; Branchiostomatidae
Product: putative peptidyl-tRNA hydrolase PTRHD1
Exons: 2
Coding region: 1-360 (119 amino acids)
Molecular function (GO): peptidyl-tRNA hydrolase activity
Source: RefSeq, a predicted model, not a curated record